Camellia sinensis is the source of this 786-nucleotide messenger RNA. The record is from RefSeq and is a predicted model, not a curated record. NCBI's taxonomy places the organism in Eukaryota, Viridiplantae, Streptophyta, Magnoliopsida, Ericales, Theaceae.
GUUACCUGGAAACUGUAGGUUGACCCAGAUGAGGUGAAUGCUUUAGCACAACUAAUGACGUGGAAGACCGCAGUAGCCAAUAUACCAUACGGUGGAGCUAAAGGAGGGAUAGGAUGCAAUCCAGGGGAAUUAAGCAUCUCUGAGCUAGAACGACUCACCAGAGUUUUCACCCAAAAGAUACACGAUCUUGUUGGAGUGCACACUGAUGUUCCAGCACCUGAUAUGGGAACAAAUCCACAGACAAUGGCAUGGAUAUUAGAUGAGUACGCAAAAUUUCAUGGCUACUCACCUGCUGUAGUGACUGGUAAACCUAUUGAUCUUGGUGGAUCCCUUGGUAGAGAUGCCGCCACUGGAAGGGGAGUCUUAUUUGCAACAGAGGCCCUGCUCAACGAGUAUGGGAAGAGCAUUGCUGGACAACGAUUUGUUGUACAGGGAUUUGGGAAUGUGGGUUCCUGGGCUGCUGAUCUCAUCAGUGAAAAGGGUGGGAAGAUUGUUGCAGUAAGUGACAUAAGCGGAGCUGUAAAGAACAGCAAAGGACUCGACAUUCCAAGCCUACUAAAGCACGUUACAGAAAAUCGUGGAGUUAGAGGAUUCAAUGGUGCGGAUGCAAUAGACCCCAAAUCAAUAUUGGUCGAAGAUUGUGAUAUUCUCCUCCCAGCAGCCCUUGGGGGUGUGAUCAACAGGGAAAAUGCCAACGAUAUCAAAGCCAAAAUCAUGCUCAAUUUUUCUUUGCUUUGGUUUACUAAAUUUCAUUUUAUGAUAAAGGUGAAGGAUUAUGAUGCAUAA